This is a messenger RNA of Cucurbita maxima (winter squash), 339 nucleotides long. RefSeq lists its product as uncharacterized. The transcript has a single exon. Lineage: Eukaryota; Viridiplantae; Streptophyta; Magnoliopsida; Cucurbitales; Cucurbitaceae. The record is from RefSeq and is a predicted model, not a curated record. Bases 1 to 339 code for a protein of 112 amino acids.
AUGAGUUUUGUUCUUGUUAAGAGCUCUAAUGGUUACUCCAAGGUUGAUAAAGAAGACCCAGAAGAGAUAAUUCAUCGAAGAGCACAGUUUAUAAUCAACAAAGUGUUGGAACGAGCGGAUUCCAUGGGCAAAGCUUCGUAUCUGAGAAUUAGAAUUCGAAGACUAAGAGUUAGAUUUGGAAGAAGAUUGAAGAAGCUGAAGAAGAGUGCAAUGGCAAGUAUUUGCAAUGUCAAGAUUAGUGUUUACAAGCAAAUAAUCUGUCAGAUCAGAAACUGCAAGUCUUUGUUUGGUAGAAAAGAAACCAACUUUGCCAAUCUACCUCCUCUCUUAUCAUCCUGA